This is a messenger RNA of Arachis ipaensis, 939 nucleotides long. RefSeq lists its product as uncharacterized. NCBI's taxonomy places the organism in Eukaryota, Viridiplantae, Streptophyta, Magnoliopsida, Fabales, Fabaceae. The record is from RefSeq and is a predicted model, not a curated record.
AUGAUGUUCAUGAAUAAGGACUCCGACCCGAUCUUAUGCCGCACUUUCCCAACUUUCCUAGAUGGAGUUGCCCUGAUUUGGUUUUCCAACCUCUCUGAAGGAUCCAUUUCUAACUUCGACGAACUAGCAGACCAGUUCGUCAACCACUUCGCCGCAUCCAAAAUAUACGUCCAUAACUCUGAUUACCUAAGUACCAUCAAACAGGGACCGAACGAAAGCCUAAAAGACUACAUGACCAGGUUUGCCGAAGUAACCAACGAAAUACCUAAUCUAAACCCCGAAGUCCAUCUCCAUGCCAUGAAGAGCGGCCUCCGACCAGGGAAAUUCCAAGAAUCCAUAGUCAUUGCAAAACCGAAAACCCUGGCCAAGUUCCGCAAAAAAGCAACUACCCAGAUCCAGGUGGAAGAAUUUCGGGCAUUACGAAGAGCAGAUAAACCUACCCUAAGCAGAGAUGAGGAAAGGCAAAACAGACAAUCAAACAACAGAAUGGAUACGAGAACGGCCGGUACAUAUCAAGACCAUCGCCAUGUGGACAGAUCAAAGUAUUGUGCCUUCUACCAGAAGUACGGCCACACCACCGACCACUGCGUAAUAGCCAAGGACGUCCUCGAAAAGCUCGCCCGCCAAGGACUACUGGACAAAUAUAUUGACAGCCAAGGAAGGAAGCGAAGCACAGAUGAUCUCGGCCAACAAUCCAAACCGACCGACAACUCCCGAGAUAAAGGGAAAAAGGUAGAUAACGAUAUCAAUCCACCGCGCAGAAUAAUAAACUGCAUUUCUGGUGGUUUUGCAGGUGGCGGAUGUACAAAUUCGACACGAAAAAGGUCGUACCGAGCUAUGAUGACGAUGACAGAAUCCACCACAUCCCAACCGGUCGAUAAGGACAGAUUGGAAAUCUCAUUCAUCCCCAAAGACUAUAAAGCAAAUGAUCGAAACUAG